Messenger RNA from Lachnellula hyalina, 876 nucleotides. It is a transcript of the gene coq4, whose product is annotated as Ubiquinone biosynthesis protein coq4, mitochondrial. Gene Ontology annotation, cellular component: mitochondrial inner membrane; mitochondrion. The record is from RefSeq and is a predicted model, not a curated record. NCBI's taxonomy places the organism in Eukaryota, Fungi, Ascomycota, Leotiomycetes, Helotiales, Lachnaceae. Gene Ontology annotation, biological process: ubiquinone biosynthetic process. The coding region runs from base 1 to 876 and encodes 291 amino acids. The transcript is spliced from 2 exons.
AUGGCCCUUUUCUUGCGACAGUCGCCAUUGAGGACCCGUCUUCCCGCCGAAUUGCUCACAGCCUGCACAAUCUGUCUGAACUCUCGAAGCUUUGGCGUCCUCAAUCGACCUCCUCCCAACUACGAAGGGCAUGUUCCUCUUACAAGGGUGGAGAGAGCUGGGCUCGCUGUAGGCUCUGCAGUCAUGUCUUGGCUCAAUCCCCGGCGAGGAGACCUGAUAGCAGCACUCGGAGAAGCAACUGCCACACCAUACUUCAUCUACCGCCUGCGUGACGCAAUGCUAGCCUCACCAACAGGCCGACGUAUCCUUCAUGACCGUCCGCGCAUCUCCUCUAAGACCCUGUCCAUGGAUUACCUGCGCGGGCUACCCGCCAAUACCGUAGGGCGGGCAUAUGCAGAUUGGUUAGAUCGCGAAGGAGUCUCACCUGAUACCCGGAACAGUGUCAAAUAUAUCGAUGACGAGGAGUGUGCGUAUGUGAUGCAGAGGUAUCGGGAAUGCCAUGACUUCUAUCAUGCUUUGACGGGACUUCCAGUCAUGGUUGAGGGGGAGGUUGCCUUGAAGGCUUUCGAAUUCGCCAAUACCCUUCUUCCAAUGACAGGCUUAAGUAUGUUUGCUGUGACCAGGCUGAAGCCAGCGGAAAGGCAGAGAUUCUUUACUAUCUACCUUCCUUGGGCGAUUAGUAAUGGACUGAGGAGCAAAGACGUUAUAAAUGUUUACUGGGAGGAACAGCUGGAAAGGGACGUCGAGGAAUUAAGGAACGAGUUGUGUAUCGAGAAGCCAGUUGAUCUGAGGGAUAUCAGGAAGAAAGACCGCGCCAGGAGAAAGGCAGAGAAGGAGGCGAAGGAACGAUCUAGUGACAGCCUGGGUAUCAAUUGA